Molecule: messenger RNA, 533 nt
Organism: Eleginops maclovinus (Patagonian blennie)
Lineage: Eukaryota; Metazoa; Chordata; Actinopteri; Perciformes; Eleginopidae
Gene: ndufa7
Product: NADH:ubiquinone oxidoreductase subunit A7
Exons: 4
Coding region: 86-412 (108 amino acids)
Biological process (GO): ATP synthesis coupled electron transport; mitochondrial electron transport, NADH to ubiquinone
Cellular component (GO): mitochondrial inner membrane
Source: RefSeq, a predicted model, not a curated record
GUCUUCGUCCGCCAGGUGUCGCUAACAUGGUGAGAGACUUUAGUUUGACAGAAGAAGAAGCCCCGUGUCCUUCACAACAGCAAACAUGGCGACUGCUACCAAAAUUAUCCAGAGGCUCCGAAAUAUUCUUUCGGGGCACGACCUGCAAAGCAAACUCCAGCUGAGAUAUGGGGAGAUUGCAAAGAGGACACAGCCACCACCCAAACUUCCAGUAGGCCCGAGCCACAAGUUUGCCGGCAACUACUACUUCACCAGAGAUGGACGCAGAGAGUCCGUUCCCGCCACUGUCAUUAUGUCUUCUCAGAAGGCUCUCACCGCCGGCAGUCAAGUUGCUGAAGUCCCUAAGCCUGGUGUGACCCCGGGGGCUUUAUAUAGGGAGCCAAUACUCUCCACGGACGAGCCGUACCUCUGAGCAGCAGGAUUACCUCCCUCAACACCAACAAUUUAAAUCCUCCAUCCACACCUGCUUUAGAGGCCUGCCCACUGCCUGUGUCCUGUACAAUAAGAAAUGUGAAUAAAAUGUCUUCUAUUUA